AAACCGCGGAAACCUAGGCUGUGCUGCACUUCUGUUGAUUUCCCUAUUCUUUCUCUUCCUCUCUGGAGAAGGGGCUGGGAGGGGCGGGAAGAAAAACGAAACAAACAAAAAAAAACACGCUGCGGGACCCGGAAGCGGAAAGGGCAUCUUUGAGGUCGGUACUUCCGGGUCACUGAGAGUGCGGGAUUCCCGGGCCGAGAGCGGGUGGCGGAGCCGGGACCUCGCGUGAUUCUCGGAACCCGGGGAGAAGCGGCGUCAGCGGCUAUGGCUGUGACUCUGGACAAAGAUGCCUAUUACCGGCGAGUGAAGAGACUGUACAGCAACUGGCGGAAAGGAGAAGAUGAAUAUGCCAAUGUUGAUGCUAUUGUUGUAUCAGUGGGAGUUGAUGAAGAAAUUGUUUAUGCCAAAUCAACUGCCUUACAGACAUGGCUCUUUGGUUACGAGCUGACUGAUACUAUCAUGGUCUUCUGUGAUGACAAAAUCAUCUUUAUGGCUAGCAAGAAAAAAGUGGAGUUCUUGAAGCAGAUUGCAAACACCAAGGGCAAUGAGAAUGCUAAUGGAGCCCCUGCCAUCACACUGCUGAUCCGGGAAAAGAAUGAAAGUAACAAGAGCAGCUUUGACAAGAUGAUUGAAGCCAUUAAAGAAAGCAAGAGCGGCAAGAAGAUUGGAGUGUUCAGCAAAGACAAAUUCCCAGGAGAGUUCAUGAAGAGCUGGAAUGACUGCCUCAACAAAGAGGGCUUUGACAAAAUAGAUAUCAGUGCAGUUGUAGCCUACACCAUUGCUGUCAAGGAGGAUGGGGAACUCAACCUAAUGAAGAAAGCUGCCAGCAUCACCUCUGAAGUCUUCAACAAAUUCUUCAAAGAAAGAGUCAUGGAAAUAGUCGAUGCCGAUGAGAAAGUGCGGCACAGCAAAUUGGCAGAGUCUGUGGAAAAGGCCAUUGAAGAAAAAAAGUACCUAGCUGGGGCAGACCCUUCUACUGUGGAGAUGUGCUACCCUCCUAUCAUUCAGAGUGGUGGCAAUUACAAUCUAAAGUUCAGUGUGGUGAGUGACAAGAACCACAUGCAUUUUGGGGCCAUCACUUGUGCCAUGGGCAUUCGUUUCAAAUCUUACUGCUCCAACCUAGUUCGAACUUUGAUGGUUGACCCAUCUCAAGAAGUUCAAGAAAAUUACAACUUUUUGCUUCAGCUUCAAGAGGAACUGCUAAAGGAACUAAGACAUGGUGUAAAGAUAUGUGAUGUUUAUAAUGCUGUCAUGGAUGUGGUUAAAAAGCAGAAGCCAGAGUUGUUGAACAAAAUAACCAAAAACCUGGGGUUUGGCAUGGGAAUUGAGUUCCGUGAAGGCUCCUUAGUAAUUAAUAGUAAAAAUCAGUAUAAACUGAAGAAAGGAAUGAUUUUCAGCAUCAACUUGGGAUUCUCAGACCUGACUAAUAAAGAAGGGAAGAAACCAGAAGAGAAAACCUACGCCUUGUUUAUUGGGGAUACAGUGCUUGUGGAUGAGGAUGGCCCAGCCACUGUUCUUACUUCUGUGAAGAAGAAGGUGAAAAACAUGGGGAUUUUUCUAAAGAACGAGGAUGAGGAAGAAGAGGAGGAGGAGAAAGAUGAGGCCGAAGACCUGUUGGGAAGAGGUUCUCGGGCAGCACUGCUCACAGAGAGAACCCGAAAUGAGAUGACUGCAGAAGAGAAGCGAAGAGCACAUCAGAAAGAACUGGCAGCUCAACUCAAUGAGGAAGCAAAGAGACGAUUGACUGAACAGAAAGGAGAGCAGCAGAUUCAGAAAGCUCGAAAAUCUAAUGUAUCCUAUAAAAAUCCCUCUUUGAUGCCUAAGGAACCUCAUAUUCGGGAAAUGAAGAUAUAUAUUGACAAGAAGUAUGAGACAGUAAUAAUGCCUGUGUUUGGCAUUGCCACACCUUUUCACAUUGCCACAAUCAAGAAUAUAAGUAUGUCUGUGGAAGGAGAUUACACUUACUUGCGAAUCAACUUCUAUUGCCCAGGCAGUGCUCUGGGCAGGAAUGAGGGCAACAUCUUUCCUAAUCCAGAAGCCACGUUUGUGAAGGAAAUUACAUACCGAGCUUCAAAUAUGAAGGCACCAGGAGAACAGACAGUACCAGCCUUGAACCUUCAGAAUGCUUUCCGGAUUAUAAAAGAAGUACAGAAACGCUAUAAGACUCGGGAAGCAGAAGAGAAAGAGAAGGAGGGCAUCGUGAAACAAGACUCACUGGUGAUCAAUCUGAACCGGAGUAAUCCAAAACUGAAAGAUCUGUACAUUCGACCAAACAUUGCCCAGAAGAGGAUGCAAGGGUCGCUGGAAGCCCAUGUCAAUGGUUUCCGCUUUACAUCUGUUCGAGGAGACAAAGUGGACAUUUUAUACAAUAACAUCAAGCAUGCUUUGUUCCAGCCCUGUGAUGGAGAAAUGAUUAUUGUUCUGCACUUUCAUCUCAAGAACGCCAUCAUGUUUGGAAAGAAGCGGCACACAGAUGUGCAGUUUUACACAGAAGUGGGAGAGAUCACCACAGACUUGGGGAAGCAUCAGCAUAUGCAUGACCGAGAUGACCUCUAUGCCGAACAGAUGGAACGAGAAAUGAGGCACAAACUAAAGACAGCCUUUAAAAACUUCAUUGAAAAAGUAGAAGCUCUAACUAAGGAGGAGCUGGAAUUUGAAGUGCCUUUUAGGGACUUGGGGUUUAACGGAGCUCCCUAUAGGAGUACCUGUCUCCUUCAGCCCACUAGCAGUGCGCUGGUAAAUGCUACAGAAUGGCCACCUUUUGUGGUGACCUUGGAUGAAGUGGAGCUGAUUCAUUUUGAGCGGGUCCAGUUUCACCUAAAGAAUUUUGAUAUGGUAAUUGUCUACAAAGACUACAGCAAGAAAGUGACAAUGAUUAAUGCCAUUCCUGUGGCUUCUCUUGACCCCAUCAAGGAGUGGUUGAAUUCUUGUGACUUAAAGUACACAGAAGGAGUACAGUCCCUCAACUGGACUAAAAUCAUGAAAACUAUUGUUGAUGACCCUGAAGGCUUCUUUGAACAAGGUGGCUGGUCUUUCCUGGAGCCUGAGGGUGAGGGAAGUGAUGCUGAAGAAGGAGAUUCAGAGUCCGAAAUUGAAGAUGAGACUUUCAAUCCUUCAGAGGAUGACUAUGAGGAAGAGGAAGAGGACAGUGAUGAAGAUUACUCCUCAGAAGCUGAGGAGUCAGACUAUUCCAAAGAAUCUUUGGGUAGUGAAGAAGAAAGUGGAAAGGAUUGGGAUGAACUGGAGGAAGAAGCCCGGAAAGCUGACCGUGAAAGUCGUUAUGAGGAAGAAGAAGAACAGAGUCGAAGUAUGAGCCGGAAGAGGAAGGCAUCCGUGCACAGUUCAGGCCGUGGCUCCAACCGUGGUUCCAGACAUAGCUCUGCACCCCCCAAGAAAAAGAGGAAGUGAUUUCUGAACUUUGGCCCUCAGCUCCAUUCUUCUUCCAGCCAAUCCCUGAAGAUUUUACAUGACAUAGAAACUGUAUUUUUCCUUUUUUUUUUUUUUUUUCUUCUUUUGAAAUUUGGCCAUUUGUGUUUAUGGGUUUAGGGGCCAUUUGUGUGGACCAAUCUACUCGGGGAAUUCCAGGCCCACCAGGACACGUGCCAACAGCCCCAUCCAGAUGGCGAGAAAGGAGGUGUUCUUGAAGAAGGGCAGUGGCUUCCACUGUUAAUAAAUGAUUCAUUCCUCUCCUGUCACCUUCUACCAGGACAUCGAUGGCUUCUGGCAUCUUAUUUGAUGUCUCAAAACUCAUUUCCAAGAUGCUGGUACAAGGUGACCCUUAAUCACCUGUACCAUGGUUCUUGACCAGCAGGUUCAAUCCUCUAUCUACCCAACUGCCGUGACCUUCCUCACAUCUCUGUAACGUUCCAUCUUCAUAGUACUCAAAAGAUUCUUCAAAUUUACUAGUGAUUGUGAUAAGCCAUACAAACUUGAGUUAAUGAGGCAGUUCCGACUGGUACCUCCAACCGAGUUUGCAGACUGAGGUUAUUUCUGCUGCCUUGGAAGACGUAAGCAGUGACACUCCUUGACUGGGUCUCCUCCGCCUCAGCAAAUCACAUAUGAUACAGUGUAGGAUCGAAAUCACCACAGUUACUUUUCCAGUAUGUCUGGGGAAGAAUGCUUGUGCCUCAUACUGCUUCUCAUGAAAUCUAGAAACAGGUGCAGAGGAGUCAACACUUAGAUCUGGAGGGGCAAGUCAUGCCUUGGGCCUAGAUGACCCUGACUUGUUCGGAGAAGGGAAGAGGAAGGCCACAGCCUCUUCUCACUGCUGCUCCUUAUUUUUACUUGUCUUGCAUUGCCCUGUAUUUAUCACAAUUUCUGUUGAACAGCUUUCUGAAUAUUUGGGGAGUUCUAUCUUGCCAUCGUCCCCCUCCUGGAUCUCUGCACCCAUCUAUCCCAAUCCCACUGCAGUUCCUUUUGUGUUCUGUGACCUUAAGAGAAGAGGGGGGAGGGGCCUCGGAUUUAUUUGUUUGUUUGUUUUUCUCUUUAGCAGUAGAACUUGAUAUUUUCAAUUUUGGAAGAACUAAAAGAUAAAUAAACUGUGGUGUUUUUU
Molecule: messenger RNA, 4552 nt
Organism: Erinaceus europaeus (western European hedgehog)
Lineage: Eukaryota; Metazoa; Chordata; Mammalia; Eulipotyphla; Erinaceidae
Gene: SUPT16H
Product: SPT16 homolog, facilitates chromatin remodeling subunit
Exons: 26
Coding region: 265-3408 (1047 amino acids)
Biological process (GO): transcription elongation by RNA polymerase II; positive regulation of transcription elongation by RNA polymerase II
Cellular component (GO): FACT complex
Molecular function (GO): nucleosome binding
Source: RefSeq, a predicted model, not a curated record